Molecule: messenger RNA, 2645 nt
Organism: Lolium perenne
Lineage: Eukaryota; Viridiplantae; Streptophyta; Magnoliopsida; Poales; Poaceae
Cellular component (GO): membrane
Source: RefSeq, a predicted model, not a curated record
CAUGUUCCAUACCACCACCAGUUGUGCAAAUAUCACCAAGCAACCAAGUACCAUCCCACAGUCCAAUGGAGCCAGACCACAAAAGGCCUUCAGGUUCAACAGAGUACCAGCUGAAGAAGUAUCUUCUUCUGCUAGCCACUCUGGUAGCAACGGUGACAUAUGCGGCAGGGCUCAACCCUCCAGGGGGGGUCUGGCAGGACACACAGGAUGGACACCUUGCCGGCGACCUAAUCCUUCGUGAUACCCACUACCACCGUUACCUUGCGUUCUACUACUGCAAUGCGACUGCAUUCGCCGCGUCACUUGUGGUAUGUCUCCUCCUCCUUGUCCUGGGCAGCAAGACCAAGGCCUGGGCAGCUGCGCUGCGGGUGGUCAUGGUUCUCGAUUUACUUGGCCUCAUGGGGGCUUAUGCUGCUGGCAGCUGCCGUGAUGUAUUCACAAACAUCUACUCCUCAGUGAUAAUGUCAGCCAUCUUCACCUACAUCGCGAUUGCUAUCUUCGUCUAUGUCUACUCCGUGAAGCAAGACGAGGAUACUGCCAAACACAAACGUGAUGAUCAGCACGAGGUCUUGAUGCUACUCGCAACCUUUGUCGCUACCAUCACAUAUGUGGCUGGGCUGAACCCACCAGGUGGCUUCUGGAGCAACGCUGAGUAUGGCCACCAUGUCAGUGACCCAAUUCUGCAGGACCACAACUCCAGCCGCUAUCAGGCGUUCUUUGUCUGCAACACCACCGUAUUUGUUUCAUCCCUUCUUAUUAUCAUGUUGCUCCUUGACAAGAACUUGAUAAUAUCUUUACCUGCAAAGAAGCUCAAGUCUGUACGGUUUGUUGCAUUGUAUGGGUUUAUCGUCGUCGCACUAUUUGGCCUUGUUGGUGCCUAUGCUGCUGGGAGCUGCAGGGAGCUUGACACCACCACCUAUGUUGUUUGUCUGAUUGGCGCAGUUCUUGCAUACAUCUUCCUUCAAGUGGCUAUUACGAGAGCCAUAACUGAAAAUGCUCCAGCCUGGCUGCAAAAAAUAAGGAAAUUAUUCGUUGAGCCAAAAAGGUAUGUAAGCACUACCAAGGCCGCAGCACAAAAGAAACCCAGGGCCAACGACGCACUGGAAAAAGCACGCAAUCUUGUAAUAUUGCUUGCUACUCUCGUCGCGAGCAUCACUUACCAAGCUGGGCUAGAUCCACCAGGUGGCCUCUGGCCAGAUGACCAGGAUGGGCAUAAGGCUGGUGACCCAGUACUGCUCACAACGCACCCGACGCGGUACAAGGUUUUUUUCUACAGCAACUCAGCAGCUUUUGUGGCAUCAUUAAUUGUCAUCACAAUGGUCCGGAGUAGUUCCCUUCUUAAGCGGCAUACACUGGAGGCAGCCAUGUUAUUGGAUUUAUUCCGUCUUAUAGGUGCUUAUGCCACUGGGCGUUGCAGGGACGUAAGCACCUCUAUAUACGUUGUCGCCUUGGCUGGAGCUAUCUUUGUCUAUGUGGUGAUCCAUAUAGUUUUCUUCACAUUAGACUACAACGACAAACAGGAAGAUGCUAAUCUUUUGGAUAGUAGGCGUGAGGUGUUGCUUCUCUUGGCAAUCUUGGUUGCUACACUCACUUAUCAAGCUGGUUUGACUCCACCUGGCGGCUUCUGGUCAGCAGACGACAACUUGGGACACCAAGCAGGAUUCCCGGUCCUCCUAGAUAACUGCCCUCAGCAUUACAGGGCAUUCUUCUACUGCAAUGCUAUUAGCUUCAUGUCAUCCGUAGCUCUAAUUGUCCUACUUGUGAACCCAAAUCUAUACAGGCCAGCCAUACGGUGCUAUGCACUCUACGUAUGCAUGGUGGCGGGCAUGUUUGGGCUCAUGGGUGCCUAUGCUGCUGGAAGCUCCCGCCAACUACGAACUUCCAUCUAUGUAUUAACAUUGGUUGCAGCAGUGUUUGCUGUUGUAAUCUUGCAAGUGGUCAUCUUCUGGAUUCGCAACUCGAAAAAUAAGACCCCUGGACAAGUUGGCAGCAGCAGCAGCAAUGUGUCCCCUGAUCCAGCAAAUGGGCCCUAUGAGCAAGGAGUCGGCAGUGUUGAGUCUUCUGAAAUAAGAUCCCACAACACAGAUAUUGAAUCUGCUGAACACCUCAAACAGAAAAUGGAGAAGGAACUCCAAGACGAAGAGGAAAAUGGUGAAGUAAAAAGAAAAAAGGACAUGCGGGAGUACUUGAUGCUGCUAGGAGUCUUGGCCGCGAGUGUGACCUAUCAAACUGGUCUUAAACCACCAGGCGGUCUCUGGCAAGAGAACAACAAUGGACACUCUUCUUCCGGCAACUCAGUACUGCACGACAUCAACAAACGCCGGUACCACGCUUUCUUCUAUAGCAACUCCACUUCGUUUAUGGCCUCUAUCGUCGUCGUUGUCUUGCUUCUUCCAAGGACCCUGCACAACCACAAGUUGCUACUCUGGCCAAUGCACACAGCAAUUUUGCUAAACAUGCUCGGUCUCCUGGGUGCAUACGCAGCAGGCAGCACAAGGGACUUGGCGACAUCCAGGAAUGUCAUCUGUCUAGUCAUCCCUGUGCUAGUGUAUAUUGCAGCCUAUGAAGCCUGGUCAUUCUAUCAAAGAAACACCAAGGUCACAAAGGAGAUUCUGCAUCAACCAAUUAGUGAUGAGCAAAGUUAA